GGAGGAGCUGGUAGGGGCGGGCUUCACCACCACGCCUCAGGGCGAGAUGAAACCUUUGCGGAGCCUCACUAACUUUUCCAGGCGGAAGAGAAGGAGAAUGGGGCUUUGAUGUGCCCCCACCCCCACCCCCAGCGACUUCCUGAGAAUCCGCUGCUGUCAGCUUUCGAAGCAGUCUUUUCCCUGCUCCUAGCACCUAAGAGCCCUUCAGCAUCUGCCCAGCCGGGCGGCCAGCUAGGCAGCUGUCGCUGGAGCACCCCAUGUCAAGCACUGACGCUGCCGUAGCUCCCGGGCCCCUGCAAGGGGCCGAAGCAAAUGAUGGUCGCCUGGGCUCCUUGGCCCAGGAAAAAUGUGAUAAAGAAAAUACUGAGAGGGGUAUAACUCGAGCCACCGGUAUCUGCCUCACACAUGGAGAGAUGCAGGACCAGUCCAUUUGGGGAAAUUGUUCAGAUGAUGAACUCAUCAGAACCCAACCUCAGCGCUUGCCUCAGCUUCUAACUUCAGCACCAGAACCAAGUGAGGAGGAAAUAGACAAGAUAAAGAACUGCCACAAAAGUCUGAGCAAUGGAAAUGGAAUUCACCAUGGGGCCAAAACUAUAUCUGCAGAGAGUCAAAGACUUUCAGCUCCCGUUUCUCAAAAAAUGCAUAGGAAAAUUCAGUCCAGCUUGUCUGUAAAUAGUGAUAUCAAUAAGAAGAGUAAAGUAAAUGCUGUCUUUUCCCAAAAGCCAGGCUCUUCACCUGAAGAUUGCUGUGUCCACUGUAUCCUGGCCUGCUUGUUCUGUGAAUUCCUGACCCUCUGCAAUGUUGUCCUAGGACAAGCUUCAUGUGGUAUCUGCACCUCGGAAGCAUGCUGCUGUUGCUGUGGAGAUGAAAUGGGGGAUGACUGUAACUGCCCUUGUGACAUGGAUUGUGGCAUCAUGGAUGCCUGUUGCGAAUCAUCAGACUGUUUGGAAAUCUGUAUGGAAUGCUGCGGAAUUUGUUUUCCUUCAUAAAUAUUUAUCUUUUGUUUGUGUUAAAACUGGAGAGUUUUUUAAAAAAAAUUGUUAAGAAUAAAAGCACAUGGUAAGAUUCUUAUGAAGCAAGCAACCAAGUAUUUGCUCUAUUAAUGCAUUUAAAGUAAUUUCUAAAAGCUUUUCUUUUUCCUCUAACCAAAUCUACAUGGUUUAAUAUGUGAAAUUUUAAUUACUUGUAAACUUCUUAAUAGAAAACAGUGACCAAAAGACAUUUUGACCAAAAAAAAAGCUAAAUAUCUCCCCCCUGUCAUACAUAUUUCUGUUUCUUUUAAUCAUUCACAGGAAUUUCUCUCUCCAAAUGUAUUAUUUCUCAGUGGGUACUAAAACCAGACUUUUUUUUUAUGUGUAUCUAUUAAUGGUUAACAGUAAACAUUUUUACUUUAAACUUUGGGAAACAAAUCCAAACAAUAGUUGGGCACCCAGUGUUUAUCUGCAUGCUGGUUUCCACUUUCUCCAUUUGUUCAACAGACAUUGAGUGCCUACUGUGUACCAUCUCUUGCUGAGAUGCAGAAAUGAAUGUCAUUCAGUUUUCAGCCACGAGAGGAUACAUUUUAGCACAGGAGAGAGACCUGCGAAAAAUGAACCUUAAGGCAUACCAAAGUGAGGAUUAUGAGAGAGAGACUCAAAAAGUUAUAGGAAUAAACAGAAAAAAACAGCUAAUAUCUAAGGAAUAUUCAGAAGGCUUCAAGCAGAAUGUGACAUUUGAGGAAGCUUCUUGAUUCAUCUGCUGCUUGAAUGAUUAUUUAGAUUUAGAACAAAGUUUUAGGUGAAUAGCAUGAACUGUGUGUGCCCUUGAGGAAAGAUGCAGUUAAAAGAAAAAUGCCAUAAGUAUGUAUUUUCUUUAGUUGUAGGGCUAUAGCUUUAAAAAACUAUAAAAUUUAACUAAAAUAUUCAUUUUACACAUAAUUUAAAAGUUAUAAUAAAUGUUUAGAUAAAAACAUAAGGCCUUAUAAAACAAGCUAUAUUUCAUAAAGAAUGUGAAGUAGUUUUGACAGAUUACAUUUAAAUUAGGAGAUUUUUAAUGUUAUAAUACCAAUGUUUUGAUUUUGUUUUAUUCAGAAGUUUUCUUUUUAUUUGAGAGCUAUGUGUAUUGUUUUUUAAGGGGGAGGUUGUAUGUUUGUUUUGGUCUGUGUCUGAAGCAAUGUUAUGUUUUAUAUACAGUUAAUCUUUAAUACAAGCCAUUACAAACAAUGGGAGUCUCGACAUGCACUACUGUGACCAGAUUUUAGUGUUGCAAUUUUAUGAUAAAUUGAACUAAUAUGAUAUGUUAUAAAACCUUAAGUGUACAAAAAUAAGUCAAUGAUAAAACUAACUAUACAGUUAUUGAGAUAGAGACUUUGUGUUGCACGGAUAAAAGGAAGAGGAAAUUUUCACUCUAUGUACUCUCCUAAGUUUGAUCUUCCCAGAGUUGUAGUUUGGUUGGAUUUAAUGUAAUGUCUUAUGGAAAUGUUGAAAAUAUACUUUAGAUUAAUAGUUACUUUCAGUUUUUCUGGUUGAAAAUCAAAUCACUUAUAAAAACAAAUGUAUUUUUUUAGGAAGCUUUUAGCAAACCUAGCCUUUUAAGAGAGGUUUUAAAUGUAAAGCAUGACAAUACCAGCUAUGUUUUCUCCUUUAAGAUGAAACCUAGUUACUACUUAUACCUUUACUUAAAGGGCUUUAAAAAAAUUAGCAAAUUCUUGAAUCCCCUGUUUACACACAUACACACACAACUUUAAAUGUUCUGGUUUAAAUAGAAUUCUAGUAAACAUCUGUCUUUCUCUUGUCUAAAGAAUGUGUUUCGAUUGCUACAUCAAAUAUAAGAACAUCUUUGUACUAUUUCUUACUAACCAGAAUCUGAAUAUUUACCUAUACCCAGCAUUACCUUAGGCAUAGAUAUUAGGAAGUAAAACUGUCAUCCGUGUAUUGACAUAUAAAGCCUUCUAAUGGAUCUGAAAUUCUUAAACUAUUUUGCUUUUUAUCCUGAAAAAAAUUUCAACUAAAUGGUUUGUCUAAUAUUUAAAUAUAUUCUGCUACUGUUCAUAAUAAAAAUAUUAGCACUUUUAAAUAAUAUUUUUCUGUAAGAGAGAACACUAACAGAAUUCUUCAUAUUUGUACCCAUAGUACUUUUCCUCUAUUGUCUACUUUGCAGUCAUUCCAUAAAAAAACCUUGUAUUAUUUUUUAAAAUUAAAGUAGGCAAAUGUGAAAAUAGUUACAAUAUAUUUUAGAAUUUUUGUAUGUAAAAUGUUUUGUUGAAUUAUAUGGCCAUCUUGACUAAGUGCUAUAGUUUAGAGUUAUAGAUUUGGUCUCUUUUUAAAUAUGGAAACUUAAUCUUAAAUAUUUUUAAACUCAACCUGUAUUAUCCUGAAUAUAUUAUUUUGAAAUAAUAAAAAAUGACCUCUCG
Molecule: messenger RNA, 3391 nt
Organism: Artibeus jamaicensis (Jamaican fruit-eating bat)
Lineage: Eukaryota; Metazoa; Chordata; Mammalia; Chiroptera; Phyllostomidae
Gene: MDFIC
Product: MyoD family inhibitor domain containing
Exons: 6
Coding region: 258-989 (243 amino acids)
Source: RefSeq, a predicted model, not a curated record